Molecule: messenger RNA, 246 nt
Organism: Closterium sp. Naga37s-1
Lineage: Eukaryota; Viridiplantae; Streptophyta; Zygnematophyceae; Desmidiales; Closteriaceae
Source: the annotation of a GenBank genome assembly
AUGGCCCGAACCUCCAUAUGGGAGGUGCGUGAGUGGUCGGUGGUGAGAUGCUGGAGGGGGACGGAGGGAGAGGAGGAGGAGGAGGAGGAGGAGGAGGAGGAGGAGGAGGAGGAGGAGGAGGAGGAGGAGGAGGAGGAGGAGGAGGAGGAGGAGGAGGAAGGGGGGGACGGGGAGGAAGAGGAAGGGGGGGACGGGGAGGAAGGCAUGAGUGCUUUUGGUGGACUGAACACAAAGGAGAGCAGUUGA